UUUUUAGUUAAAUCCAAUUUUAGUGGUGUUGUGUAUUCUGUAUUACUAACAGUAGUAGUAGUAGUGAUACUACGUUAGUCUGCUAUAUUUAAUUUUUUGAUAAACAUUUCAACCUUUGUUUCUUUCAUUUAUUUAACCAAAAAUGGUUAUUAAGGUAUUUGUUUCCGGCAUUUCUGCAAGUAAAGAGGUUAAAAAGCAUCAACAAAGAGUUUUUAUGAUACUGGAUUCUUUGAAGUUGAGCUAUGAGACCAUUGAUAUCACAGAACCAGGAAAAGAAGAUCAACGUACCUAUAUGCGAGAAAACUGUAAAAAAGGUGCUGGAGGAGGAGUCCUUCCACCUCAGUUCUUUAAUGAUGAAGAUUACCUUGGGGACUAUGAAGACUUUGAAUUGGCAAAUGAAGAUGAUGAACUUAUGAAGUUCUUGAAGUUAGAAGACCAAGUUUCUAAGGAAGAUAUUACAUCAACUGAAACUAAAUUUCAAGCUACAGAGCCAGAAAACGCAGAUGAAUUAAUUUUUCAAAAUGGCACAGGAUCUCGAGAGGUUUCUGAACCAAAAGAAGAAGUCACUGAGUCUUCCAAAAAAGAAGUUACAGAAGAGGAAAAUGUAUCUGAAGAACACCAGGCAGCAACUGAAGAAGAACCUGAAACAAAGGAAGGUGAGGCUAUUUCAGAAGGUGAAUGCUUGGGAGAGGAAGAGGAGAAACAUGAGCAACGUAUAGGCAAUGAAGAAAAUGUAACAGGCAAAACAUGAUGAAGUGACUUACCCAAGUUGGUUCAUAUUGCCCGUUGCUGAGGAGCAAGUGAUCAGUGUGACAUCAUUUGCAUGGAAAUGUUGAAGCUUGAAAUAGAACUGAUUUGUGAACUUUUUUUUUCAAUAUAUGCAAACCCACUCAUUAAAACUGUAAACAGAGGAGUACAACACUUUCAUCAGCUGAGUGAAAUAUUAUUUGACCUUUAGAAUUUUGAUGAAAAACAUCUGUGUUAUGCAUUUUAGAAAUCAUUGUAAAUGUUUCUCAGAACAGUUAUUGAGUGGGUUUGCAAACUUUUAUUAACACAAUUUACUGAUAAAGCAUUGAUUUCUACUUACAUCUAUUAUUAUACAUAUGUGUACUAAUUCAGGCAUGGUUAAUAAUUAAUCUUCAUCUUUGUUGUUUUUUCCAGAUUUAAUUAACAUUAGCUUUAUCAGUAACAUUUGACUUGUGAUUAUUAACAGUGACCUCUUUGCUUUUGUAGUCAUUGGUGUAAUUGUCCUUAUAUGUUCAUGCAUGCAAAAAUCUUGAAAUAUUAAUGAAAAUAUUUCCCCAAAAUUCAGCUCAGUGAUGGAUUAUAAUUUUCUAAAUACUGGGUUUGGAUUUCGUAGUAGAUAACCAAAAUUAACUCGCCCUUAUUUUUGUAUGAUUGAUAAUUUCACACACAUGUAAACAUAAAAUUUGUUACAAUAACAAAUCCUUAAGCUCACAAUAAUUAUUGUCUGGGUAAAAAAUACGUAAACAUUUUAUUUUAAAAAAUGAUGUUUUUCAAUCUUCUACAUGUGUAAUCAAAAUACAACCAGUGCUGAAAGACAGAUUUUUUACUUACAUUAAUUAGAAUUCAAUGACGAAAGCAAGGAAUCAUUGUGUGAAAGAAAAUUGAAAUUAAAUAAUUCUAUUGAACCUUAAAUAAAAUUUAGCAAUAUUCACAUCAAAAUCUGUUUGGAGGCAAGGAAAACCUCUCUUUCAUGAAGUUUCCAAUCCAAGACUAAAGCCUUUAAUUUUUGAAUAUAUCGCUGUCCUUGUUAAGGAUUUCAGAGUUUUGCUUAAAAUGUUAGUAAAGCAUGUAUGUAAUUAAAGUCAAAUAUUAAAUUUAUCAUUGGAACACAAUUCGUAGUGUUGGAUUACCUUGAAGGACAGUAUAUAAUUUUUUGACUUACAUAUAAUUUGAAAUCAUGCGUACUUACUGGUAAUAUCUUUUAGUCACAUAUGUGGUUGUGAAAAACGAAAAGACUUAAUACACACGAACCAGUAUCUAACGUAGUUGACUUUACUAGCUUUAAUUGUUUUUAACAAACUUCCUGCAGUUAUUUCUGGUUUCAUUAAGCAGUAUUUCAAAUGAAUUUUAUUAAUAAAAAGUACAGAACUCGAAUGAAAAAUAUUUGUUUGUCUUGAAUGAUUGGAAAAAUUCUGUUAAGUUACUUCAUUAUUUUGAACCUUUCAUGUUUGUGCCACAUGAACAAUGCUUUUUAAAGUUGAGUAGCUUAUACAAGUGUGCAGGCUUAAAAUGAUAAAAGUUUUAAUUUUCUUAAUAUUUCUUUUUUUAAGUAUAAAGUAAACAUUUCUAGCCAUAUUGAAAACAUAAUGAGAAUUAUCAGUUCAGUUUCAACUUGUUUUUGUAGUGUCAUUAAUACAAUUUUAUAAAUGACAAACGUAUCUCUUGUAUAUUUUUUUUUGUGCCAUUUUAAUUAGGUAGUUCGUGAAAGACAUUUAAUGAAAACAACGGAAGAAGUUAAUAUUUUUUUCACCUAAAGUAUUUUUCAUAUUACCUUUUGCAGAAAUGAUUCUCAGUUUUCCUACGAUAGCUGUUAUGUACUAUGUAACACAGUUAUCCGUAAAAAUCAAGAUAAAUUUUACGUUGGUGCUAGUCAGUUAUUCUUGUUGUGGACACAAAGAGGUGAUUCUCAUUGAAAAAGGUGGAGGAAGAUCUCUGCCUGUUUUCAUUGAAUUUAAUUGCUAUUCAAUUUCUAAAACCUACAAUUAGAAGAUCCUAGUGGCUUACUCUCAGAUAGGCUGUCUGGAACAAAUAUUCUUAAGUAUUCUAAUUAGUGUAAUAACUUAGAAAUCCGUUUUUGAAAAUUAUGAUAUUUUUGCAGCUGUUGUUAAUGUAUAACAUAAUUUGAAUUUGAUAAGUUAUAUGAAUGGACAGUUUUGUAGUUGUUAGUAUGCUUUCAUUGACUAUUGAAAUUAUUCUAUACUUAGUGGUAGGUAUUAAUGUUUUUUUUUUAACAUUAUACUCUGAUAUAAUUCUAUAUUCUCAUGUGUGCUCAAAAUAUUUUUUGACGUGUUUGUAUCAGUUUGCUUCACUGCCAGCUUUGAUAGUUUUAAACAUUUUACACUCCUGGUAUCGGAGUAAUGUUUGUACUGUAAUAUUUAAUGAACACUUCAUUAUUAAUCGUUUGCAUCAAAAUAUUUUGAUACUGAAAGCAGAAUGCAGUGAAAAUUAAUGCUGUUUUUUUUUUCAAAUAUAAAAAGUGUGAUGAGCAUACAAAAUUAGGUAUUAGGUCAAAACUUAAUAAUGCUUCUUAAAAUUUGUAAUUGAUGAUCUAAUGUAGUUUACAUUAUAGUUACAUAUUGAAAUAUAAUACAAAAAUAAAACAUUCUCUAACUUUUGAAGAGUAAACAAAAAUCGUAUCAUCAUUUCAAUUUGAUGUAUGAUUAUGAUAUGCUAAUCUUGAAAGCAUGAGGUAUGAUAUACAUAUAUAAUUAUAAACUACAAGUGUUUAUAAUGUAAAACCUUCUGUGCCAUUAGUUUUCAGUUUUAGUAUGAAUCUACAUUGGACACAUUACUUUAUUGUAGCUUGUAAAUCUUUGUUUUCAGUGAUUUAGGAUUAAGGCUCCUUGUCAAACUUUUUUUUGUUUUUAGAACUAUAUAUUUUUCCUUUUUAUUAUUUUUAUUCAGUUUUAUCUGUUCCUAACUUUAAAAGGUGAUUAUUGUUAAUUUACAAGGUUAUAUUUAUUCUUAACAUUUCUACUAAAUUUAAGAAUAUUAUGAGCUUUAUAAAAUGAGUAAUCAGACUAUACUGUUUAAUUAUGUUUAAUAUAUCGGGAUAACAUAUAAAACCAAAGGUAUUGAUACAGGUGAAGAACCAAAUGGCAUGAGUUUGUAAAAUAACUUUGAUUAGAUGUAUAUUUAAAAACAGUUGAAUUAAUUGUUUCUCUAACUGAAGUUUCUAUAAUUAAGAAUCACAAAAUUAGAUAGAUUAGAUUUACAUUAACACGUGUGAAAUCUUCAUUGUCCUUUAUAAACAAAUGACGAUAAUGUAUGCAAUUGACUCGCAUAAAAUGAUAUAAAAAUCGAAUUAGCUUUGGAAGAGUAUAUACGAAUUGUUUCUUAGAACUUCCAUCUAUUAAAGAACAGGGACUGAGUUACUUAUUAGGUGUUUAUUUCUGCUGGUAUCUUUGUGCUUUGCACCUGUAUAUAUAUAUGAAUUAUGAAUAAAAUCAAUAGUUCAAACCUUC
This is a messenger RNA of Limulus polyphemus (Atlantic horseshoe crab), 4211 nucleotides long. RefSeq names its product SH3 domain-binding glutamic acid-rich protein homolog. The record is from RefSeq and is a predicted model, not a curated record. The coding region runs from base 143 to 751 and encodes 202 amino acids. Gene Ontology annotation, cellular component: cytoplasm. The transcript has 5 exons. Lineage: Eukaryota; Metazoa; Arthropoda; Merostomata; Xiphosura; Limulidae.